Molecule: messenger RNA, 1674 nt
Organism: Penicillium canariense
Lineage: Eukaryota; Fungi; Ascomycota; Eurotiomycetes; Eurotiales; Aspergillaceae
Product: general substrate transporter
Exons: 7
Coding region: 1-1674 (557 amino acids)
Biological process (GO): carbohydrate transport; transmembrane transport
Cellular component (GO): membrane
Molecular function (GO): carbohydrate:proton symporter activity
Source: RefSeq, a predicted model, not a curated record
AUGUUUGGUAUUCCGAAGUUCUUUGGCUUUCGAGGCCGGGCCCUCAAUUUGGCUAUCAGUUCCCUCGGUAGCCUUGAUUUCUUGCUCUUCGGUUAUGAUCAAGGUAUUACAGGUGGUCUGCUAGACCUACCGUCCUUUAUCAAGUACUUCCCCGAUAUCGACAAUAUCGAUGAGACUAUCUCGGACGCCGUACGAUCCCAGCGCAGUUUAAACCAGGGUAUCGCGGUUGCAUCGUAUAAUCUAGGGUGCUUUUGCGGUUCUCUCUUGUGUAUUUUCAUUGGUAAUCCCCUCGGCCGACGAAAGACUAUCUUUUGCGGCUGCUUGACUAUGGCCACCGGAGCAUUGUUGCAAGCCACCUCGUUUCAACUACCCCAGUUCAUUAUUGCUCGCAUUAUCACAGGUAUUGGCAACGGCAUGAACACAAGUACCGUGCCGACAUGGCAGUCAGAGUCAUCGAAGGCCCAUGAUCGUGGUAAAAUGGUUAUGAUUGAGGGUUCGCUCAUCACGGGCGGCAUCUGCCUUAGUUAUUGGAUUAAUUACGGGUUUUCCUUCAUCGGCGAAUCAGAGGUGGCCUGGCGUUUCCCGCUAGCAUUUCAGAUUCUCUUUGCCAUUGUCAUUUUCACCUCUAUCAUUCAUUUGCCCGAGUCCCCCCGAUGGCUUGUGAUGCAAGGUCGAGAAGACGAGGCUUUAGAGAUUCUCGAGGCCCUAAAUGACAAACCUCGGGAUGAUCCUUAUAUCGUGAAUGAACUCAUAGCAAUUCGGGAAACGGUCAAGGAAAUGUCCAAGGGUUCUUAUCGGAGUUUGUUUGACAUGAGCGAAUAUCGAGAGUUCCACCGUGUGGUUCUUGCCUAUGUGAACCAGAUGUUCCAGCAGAUCUCUGGAAUUAACCUUAUCACAUACUACGCGCCGUCGCUGUAUCGUCAAAUUGGUCUUGGGCAGGGGAAUCUCCCAAAGCUAUUAGCCGCUUGCAAUGGCACUGAAUACUUCAUGGCUUCCUUUAUCCCUAUUUUCAUCAUUGAGAAAGUUGGACGUCGACCACUGAUGCUUUUCGGAGCUGCUGGCAUGUCGAUCUCCAUGGCGAUCCUUGCGGGCACCAACUAUCGGUUGACUCACCUAGACGAUAGCGGUGCUGGUAUCGGCCAGGCGGUGUUCCUAUUCGUCUUCAACACUUUCUUUGCCAUUGGCUGGCUUGGAAUGACAUGGUUGUACCCAGCAGAAAUAGUGCCGCUGCGAAUUCGUGCACCGACCAAUGCACUAGCCACGAGCGCCAACUGGAUCUUUAAUUUCAUGGUUGUGAUGAUUACACCAGUUUCAUUCGACAGCAUUGGCUACAAAACCUAUAUCAUCUUCGCUGUGAUUAACUUCUUUAUGUUCCCCGCCGUAUAUUUCUUCUUCCCUGAAACGCGCUACCGUUCCUUGGAAGAGAUGGAUGCCAUCUUCAAGAAGUCCACGAACGUCUUCAAUGCUGUUACAAUUUCCGUUAAAGAGCCCCACCGCUACGAUAAGCAUGGUCAGCUUAAGCCAGAGUACCUAGAGGAGGCCAUUCGCCGUGAGAGUGUCCGUCGCGAAAGCAUUAUUGGUGGGAGUGGUGACAUGCACGAGGCAGGUGAGAAGUUUGACAGCGACGAGAGUGCAAAUGAUAAACCUGAAGCGAUUGGAUACGAAGGCAAAUAG